AUGGUUUUCCCAAAACCACCUUCUGAGUCUGAUCUCUUUCUUCACUCUAACUUUGCUUCUCGUUAUGCCAGGGACUCUCUUCCUAGGUUCAGCAUGCCAGAGAACUCUAUGCCUAAGGAGGCAGCGUACCAGAACAUACACGAUGAGCUUCAGCUUGAUGCGAAUCCAAAGCUGAACUUGGCUUCCUUUGUCACCACAUCCAUGGAGGAAGAAUGCAACAAGCUCAUCAUGGAAUCCAUCAACAAGAACUACGUUGACAUGGAUGAGUAUCCUGUCACCACUGAUCUUCACAACCGGUGCGUGAACAUGAUAGCACGUUUGUUCCAUGCUGAAAUUGGAGAAAACGAGAGUGCAAUUGGAGCAGGAACUGUUGGAUCAUCUGAGGCCAUAAUGCUGGCAGGCCUUGCAUUCAAGAAGAAGUGGCAGAACAAGCGCAUGGCUGAGGGCAAGCCCUAUGAUAAGCCCAACAUGGUCACUGGUGCUAAUGUCCAGGUAUGUUGGGAGAAAUUUGCGAGGUAUUUUGAGGUGGAAUUGAGGGAAGUGAAGGUUAGUGAAGGCUACUACGUGAUGGACCCUGCCAAAGCCGUGGAGCUAGUUGAUGAGAACACUAUUUGUGUGGCUGCAAUCUUGGGUUCAACUUAUAAUGGAGAAUUCGAAGAUGUCAAGCUCUUAAAUGACCUGCUCCUAGAAAAAAACAAGCAAACUGGGUGGGAUACGCCUAUUCAUGUUGAUGCUGCUAGUGGUGGCUUUAUUGCUCCUUUUCUUUAUCCAGAGCUAGAAUGGGAUUUCAGACUCCCAUUGGUGAAGAGCAUAAAUGUUAGUGGUCACAAGUAUGGGCUUGUUUAUGCUGGAAUUGGUUGGGUUAUAUGGAGGACCAAGGAGGAUUUGCCAGAAGACCUUGUCUUCCAUAUUAAUUACCUUGGAGCUGACCAACCCACCUUCACCCUGAAUUUCUCUAAAGGUUCUAGUCAGAUCAUUGCUCAAUAUUAUCAGCUAAUUCGCCUUGGCCAUGAGGGAUACCGGAGUAUAAUGGAGGACUGCAGAGAAAAUGCCAUGGUUCUGAAGGAAAGCUUGGAGAAAACAGGAUGCUUUAACAUUCUGUCAAAAGACAAUGGUGUUCCUGUGGUGGCAUUUUCUCUAAAGGACAGAAGCUAUUACAAUGAGUUCAAGAUAUCAGAGAUGUUGCGCCGCCAUGGUUGGAUUGUGCCAGCUUAUCCAAUGCCACCUGCUGCACAACACAUCAAUGUGCUCCGUGUGGUGAUCAGAGCUGAAUUUUCACGCACACUUGCUGAACGCCUUGUGUUUGACAUCAAAAAUGUGCUGCACGAGCUUGAAAAACUUCACCCCAAAAACACUGCCAAAGUGAACAACAACAACAUUAAGGAAGAGACUGCCAUGAUUGACAAUGGUGUCAAGAAGACUGCAUUGGAUGCACACAGGGAAAUCAUUGCUCAAGAAUCCAACAAGCGUCAGAAAAUCAUGGCUGCCUAG
Molecule: messenger RNA, 1491 nt
Organism: Gastrolobium bilobum
Lineage: Eukaryota; Viridiplantae; Streptophyta; Magnoliopsida; Fabales; Fabaceae
Product: glutamate decarboxylase 4-like
Exons: 7
Coding region: 1-1491 (496 amino acids)
Biological process (GO): L-glutamate catabolic process
Cellular component (GO): cytosol
Molecular function (GO): glutamate decarboxylase activity; pyridoxal phosphate binding
Source: RefSeq, a predicted model, not a curated record